Ochlerotatus camptorhynchus is the source of this 623-nucleotide messenger RNA. RefSeq names its product translocase of inner membrane 10 (gene Tim10). Gene Ontology annotation, biological process: protein insertion into mitochondrial inner membrane. Bases 101 to 379 code for a protein of 92 amino acids. Gene Ontology annotation, cellular component: mitochondrial inner membrane. NCBI's taxonomy places the organism in Eukaryota, Metazoa, Arthropoda, Insecta, Diptera, Culicidae. The transcript has 2 exons. The record is from RefSeq and is a predicted model, not a curated record.
CCUAAAGCAAUCAAAUCAAGUGAAUACGAAUUACAGCCAAUAUAAUCUUAAUAGUGAAUACUACCUCGGGAAGCUAGUUUGAAGCACAGAAGAAGACAAGAUGAGUAUGCCACAGAUGGAUGCCGCCCAGCAGGCAAAGCUGCAACUGAUGCAGGAGAUGGAAAUCGAAAUGAUGUCCGAUCUGUACACCCGGAUGACCCAAGCGUGCCACAAGAAGUGCAUCCCACCCAAGUACGCCGAUGCCGAGCUUGGCAAGGGCGAAUCCGUUUGCCUGGAUCGAUGCGUGGCCAAGUAUCUGGAAAUCCACGAACGGAUAGGCAAAAAGCUGACGGCCAUGUCCGCGCAGGAUGACGACCUGAAGAAGAAGAUGGGUGUUUAAGUCGAGGAGAAUGCGUUCAAUAUUUAGCAAGAUAGCGGUGUGGUUAGUUUGUUCGAUUGGGAAUCGCUUUGCUUUGGUUCCGUUUUAUAUUCUUUUUUUUUGUUCCCAUAAGGCCCUUCGUUAUGAUUAAGGAUCUUCGAAACUCGUGUGAAGAGAGGUUUUGUAAGCGUUUCAUAAGUUUUAUUAUGUAUGAAAUACGCUACGAAAUGACUGUUCGAUAGUACGAGGGAAAUACAGAGACCUA